Molecule: messenger RNA, 471 nt
Organism: Lolium rigidum
Lineage: Eukaryota; Viridiplantae; Streptophyta; Magnoliopsida; Poales; Poaceae
Product: heat shock protein 81-3-like
Exons: 3
Coding region: 1-471 (156 amino acids)
Biological process (GO): cellular response to heat; protein stabilization; protein folding
Cellular component (GO): protein-containing complex; plasma membrane; perinuclear region of cytoplasm
Molecular function (GO): ATP hydrolysis activity; ATP binding; ATP-dependent protein folding chaperone
Source: RefSeq, a predicted model, not a curated record
AUGGCGGCGUCCCCGGCGUCCCUCCGCGCCUCCGCGGGGGGCCUAUUCUCGUCACUCGCCGGAUCCCGCGCCGCCGCCAAUCCCACCAAGGCGUUGGAGAAGAUCAGGUUCGAGAGCCUCACGGGCAAGAGCAAGCUCCAUGCGCAGCCGGAGCUCUUCAUCCACAUCGCCCCCGACAAGGACAUGACCAACUCGGACCUCAGCACGAUUGCCAGUUCUGGGACCAGGGAGUUUAUAGAGAACCUCCCCGCUGGCGCGGACAUUUCCAUGAUUGGUCAGUUUGGUGUCGGUUCCUUCUCUGCCUACCUUGUGGCCGAGAGGGUCCUCGUCACCACCAAGCACAACGACAACGAGCAGUUCAUUUGGGAGUCCCAGGCUGGUGGGUCCUUUACUGCUUCCCAUGACAAGUCCGGUGAGCAGCUCGGCGGGGGUACCAAGAGGGUCAUCUACCUCAAGGACCAACAGGUGUGA